CUUGUGCUUUGCAUCAUGCUUUGCGUAUAUUUUCCCGUGUUAUUUGUCGUCACAAAGUUCACAUAAAGGUUGUCAAUGCAGUGUGAUUUUGUUUUUAUCUGUUAAUCAUAUUUGAGAAGACAUAUUUGUUCUUACUAUCAGCAAAAGCACGAAUAAUGGCGAGAGCACGAUUGGUACGUUUUGCCGGACGAGCACUUUUGUGUCUUGGAGGAUUGAGAAGUGCCGCAUCAUUGACAGGUGACUCCACAAGAUCGUACAUGGUGUCCUUACGAGAUCCGUAUUUAUGGCCUUACGUUAACACAACGUCCCGCAGCUUGUCAUCGCUGCCAAUGAAAACGAGACUCUCAAGAAAGAAGCCUGCUCCUGAACCUCCGAGUUCACUGACAGCUGUGGCAUACAGCACAGCCGAGGAGUACAAUCUGACGUCCAUCUUGAAUGCAUUGAAGAAGCAAGGCCUGUACAAGGACAAGGUCAUUUCCGAAGAUUUAACUGAUGUUCUCUAUGCUUCUGCCAAGUACCAAGUUACCGAGGAACCGAGAGAGCUUUUCAUCUUUAGGGAAGGAUCAAUUGUCUUUUGGAAUUUCCCAGAAAUAGAGAGGAAAGCCGUGCUGCAGUUCCUGAAGCCUUACGAAGAGCACCCUUACAGCCCAUCCCUCGUGAACCAAGAGAUUGAAGCUUUAGAAUUUGCGUACCACGAAAACAAGACAAAGUUUUAUGAUGGCAACAUCUACCUAAGCACAGAGGGCGAGAGUGACUUGGAGAAGUACACAUUCUCCAGUGGGCUUGCUCUGUCUGUGAAGCUGGCCAUCUGGGAGGCAUCGUUGGAUAGCUAUGUAGAGAGCAUCGAGGACAUCAUUGAGGACAUGAAGGAAGGCAGGACGAUUAGGAUGACCAGGGAACACGUUUUUCGAAAGACUGGAGAACUAUUCUCACUAAGGCACCUGAUCAACCUAAGCUCUGACCUUUUGGACACUCCUGAUUUUUACUGGGACCGGCCAAACUUAGAGAGUCUCUAUCUGAAAGUCAUCAAGUACAUGAACAUUAACAGGCGGACAAAGGUCAUGAAUGAGAAGUUAACACAUUGUUGCGAGCUGAUGGACUUACUCAGCCACCACCUGGAGGACAAGCACCACGUCCGGCUCGAAGUCAUGAUCAUUGUGCUCAUUAUGGUCGAGGUGCUGUUUGAGUGUGUCCACUACGUUUCCAAAUUAAUGCCUGCAACAAGCACCAAGAGUGGGCAAAAUUUACGGAAACAAGCACGCCAGCUCGAAAAUGAAAUCGACCUCAAGCUUGUCUCCUUCAGCAAGCUUGGCACCGGCUUUGGUUCCAGAGAACUCAAGAAUGAAAGCCUUGACACUGCGCCAUUGCUUGGCAGGGAUCACAUGUUCGAGACAAUGACUUUGGAAAUAGAGCAACUGCUAUCCAAGCUGGGUGAAGUCAAUGACCAGAUGAGCCAGGUGCAGACGACGAGCGGGCCCCCCAGUGCCACGGUGCUGCACACGCUGCAGCGCCACCGGGACAUCCUGCAGGACUACAUGCGCGAGUUCCACAAGACACGCACCAACGUCCAGGCCCACCGGGAGAGGGACCUGCUCCUCGGGUCCGUGCGCAAGGACAUGGAUUCUUAUAAGAACUCGUCAAGUCUCAAUCGGAGGUCAGAGGGCUACCUAAAAGAACACGAGCACCUGAAAAGUUCAGAUCGGAUGGUGCAUGACCAGAUAAACAUCGCCAUUCGAACAAAGGAUGAGCUGCUGAGUCAGCGCAAUGCCCUGAAGGCCAUUCAGACCAAGAUGACCACUACUGACGACCGCUUUCCCAUGAUCAACAGCCUGGUGCAAAGGAUCAACCUGCGCAAGCGGAGGGACUCCAUCAUAUUGGGCCUCAUCAUUGGGACCUGCACAGUGCUGCUGUUGCUGUACAUUACUCGCUGAAAGUCGCGGCUGCUGUCACUGGUGAUUGCCAACCGCAUCUAGCUCCUCGUGCCCAAGCUCCUCCUAGAAACUCGAGUGCGUUUUUAAUGGAAACAAAGGUCGUGGUUGGUUGACCCCCUCCCCUCCCUCCCAUCCACGUUGACUGUAAGAUAUAUAUAUUAUACGCCUGUACAUAAUGGACCUUUAUGCUGCUGGUGAAAAGAAAGAGGCAUUGCACGGCUGUAACUCGCGUUUGUUGUUUUCUAAGCGGGAAUAAAGUAUUUUGAUUCAUA
This is a messenger RNA of Dermacentor silvarum, 2203 nucleotides long. RefSeq lists its product as uncharacterized. NCBI's taxonomy places the organism in Eukaryota, Metazoa, Arthropoda, Arachnida, Ixodida, Ixodidae. Bases 156 to 1931 code for a protein of 591 amino acids. Gene Ontology annotation, biological process: positive regulation of mitochondrial translation. The transcript is spliced from 20 exons. The record is from RefSeq and is a predicted model, not a curated record.